This is a messenger RNA of Galendromus occidentalis (western predatory mite), 1693 nucleotides long. Its product is annotated as integumentary mucin C.1. Lineage: Eukaryota; Metazoa; Arthropoda; Arachnida; Mesostigmata; Phytoseiidae. Gene Ontology annotation, cellular component: plasma membrane; lysosomal membrane; late endosome membrane. The transcript has 5 exons. Bases 177 to 1007 code for a protein of 276 amino acids. The record is from RefSeq and is a predicted model, not a curated record. Gene Ontology annotation, biological process: establishment of protein localization to organelle.
ACAGCGGCGGCGACUGCCAGAAAGCCCAUCCGUCAAGUAGCGAGCUUUGUCAUUGAGAGUAAUUCAGUCAGUGAGUGAACUUCGACGUAGGAGGCCGUCAUUGAGUUCCGAUCGGGUUUCACAGAACCUGCUAAAGGUUGACUUCUAAGGAUUCUGCAUCUCAACCGUGUUCCAUCAUGAGGUUCCCGACCGCUGUUUUCAUGGCUGCAUUCGUGGCUGUGGCCGUGACUCAAGAAACCACCACCAAGGGUACGACAGAAGCACCGCCGACGACUUCUACAACGGCUGCGACGACCACCUCGUCGACGGCUCCGCCAACGACCCAGGCCCCGACGACUCAGGCCCCGACCACCCAUGCCCCGACCACCAGUGCCCCAACUACGCAUGCCCCAACCACCCAUGGCCCCACUACAACACCUGCUCCUCCGAAGCCGAGGGAGGCAACGCUCGGGAACUACACACUCCAGAACGGAGCGGAGGUUUGCGCCGUGGUCCUGGCGAGGAUUGUUGUCACCCAGAACGCCACCAGCUACCCAUUCGUCAACGGGAGCUUAGUGAGGAAAGGCUCAAGCUGUGACGAUUCCCAGGUCACCUUGUGGAUCGAGUCUGCGGAUGACUACAAACUCCAGAUCGUCAUCGGACACGAUGCUUCAAACUUCUUCGUCAAAUCGCUCUCGGUUCAGGCGUCCAGCCUCGUCGCCGACAGAGAUAACCUCACUCAAUUCUCAACGCCAAUGAAGCAAUACUACAAGUGCCAAAGCGCAUCCGAAGUUUCUCUCGGUGAAGAGAAUGUCAAGCUCAUCUUUUCCGAGCUGAAAUACCAAGCCUUCCAGAGGGAGAAGAGCGCCGCCUUCGUCGGAUCGCAGCUCGAGUGCGUGUCGGACUAUCACUCCGAUGUGGUGAUCAUCGCCAUCGGCUCAGCUCUCGCUAUUCUCGUCGUCGUGAUUCUUGUUGCUUACCUGAUUGCGCGAAGGAAGAACAGGCAGCGUGGAUACCAGAGCGUCUAAGCGACCCUUAGAAUUUGCGUCCGGUAUCGGAAAUCGAGCAAGGCAGGAGUGAGAUUCGGCGAACUCGAUCUCUGGCUCGGGUGCCGAUCAUGAACUAGAGGAAAUCAGUCGUUUCUGAAGUCAGAUUAUGCAGAUAUAUUCUUCCUCGACUUGCGCCUGACGGGCUGCGGCGCACGGCGGCUGCAUUUCGAGGGAAACUGUGCUCGUUGAGUGUCGCCGAUGAAAUACAAGAACAUACUUUUCGGGAGCUUACAUGAUUCAUAGACGCGAGCUCUGAAGCUGAGAUUCCAUCGGAAUUUUCCUACGAUGCAAACAGUGUGGGAAACGGCGUAGCACAGUUCGAACCACAAAAUACUUAAGGAUAUAUUCUGUUUUCACCGCGGGAGCUCAUUUCCACGAACUGCAUAUAAUGCCUUAACACAAAUUAGAGAUCGGUCGGCGGGAGCCAGAUUCCUCAAUGUAGUGGGGAAGGAUCGUCGCGGAGUAGUCUUUAGGUACGAGAUAGCAUGAUCGGUGUAGCGCCAAGCGGGUACCCAGGGGAGCGGUAUGAUCACAGAUGUAUAUCGUCGAAGGAGGGGGCUGAAUUUGAUCUGAGACAAAACUUCACGAGACCCAUGAUACAAAUCCACUUCUUACCCUAUUCGAUGAGGAACAGAUGAAUUAGAAUAAAGAGAAAGGUUAUUUUC